UUGUUUCCCUUAGAAACCAGGACGCGGAGAGAAUCCGAGUGAAGGACGAGUUAAUUAAAAAAAAAAAGAGACAAAGCACCAAUAGCAGAGCAGACAACGAGUCUUCCCGCUCCGCCGUCCGCCCGAUGGAGAGUAUUUAUGGAGCCGAGUGCGUCCGGGCGAGCAGACGACGGGGGAACCGGUCAUGACCAAGUCAUGGAAGGUGGAGAUGAACCUGGCAGAAGGACCAGCAAACGACUGGGGACCAAUCGAGGCCCAUCGCGUCUCGUACAAGCGGUUCAGGAGGCGGAUCAUCCGGCGGAGCGCCAGCGGGGGUCCCGCCGCCAGCACCCCGCUGGCAGCGGGACCCCCGCCGGCCACUUGGCGGCAGCGUGAGUCCAGCUUUCAGCUCCACACGGUCCGCCAGAGGCUGCAGCUGGAUUCUCCGCCGAGAAUCCGCGAACCGGCCCGGGACGGCCGGCACCGAGAGACAGCAAACACACCACGCUCCUUUCCUGCCGGGGGACGGCCCGCACCAGAAAAUACCCCACAACAGGGAUGGGUGUGGAAAGCUGCGUUUCCAGAACAUGAAGGUGCAUAUCAGGCCGGGACUGAUGAGAGAAGACGUGCUCUGCAGCCCUUUGCUCUCUUGGACGAAACAAAAACAAGGCAGCAGGGAAAGUCAGUGAUGAAGCUGGCGGCACCGUCGCUGCUGAAUGACUACUAUACUCACCUUCUCGACUGCAGUUGUGAAGGUGUGCUCGCGUUAGCGCUGGGCUCUUCGGUCUACCUGUGGAAUUCACAAACUGGGGCUCUGGCGGGAUCUUUGGACCCGAGUCCACAACCGGGACUGGCGCGCCAUCGGGCGCCGUCCAUCUCCUGCCUGAGCUGGAGCAGGGACGGCGGCGUCCUCUGCAUCGGGACCCGGCAAGGAGAGAUACAGCUGUGGGAUGUCGAACACAAGCGAAACAUGAGGUGUCUGCCGUCACAUCUUUCCGUGGUUAGAGGGCUUUCCUGGAACCAGCACUUACUCAGCAGCGGCUCUGCUCUCGGAGGCAUCCAUCACCUGGAUCCCCGGGCUCCUGAGCCUUUGGUGGGCGCCGUGGUCCAGGCGGAGGAGGUCUGCGGCCUCCAGUGGUCCCCGGGAGGCGACCGGCUGGCCAGUGGCUCCACAGGGGGCCUUCUCUGCAUUUGGGGGGGGGACAUGGCGGGGAUCACAUGGUCACGUCAGCCAAUCUCCACGAUGAGACAGCCUAGCGCUGUUAAGGCAAUGGGUUGGUGUCCGUGGCAAAGAGGAAUGAUCGCCACAGGAGGCGGAUGGAACGAUGGGGACCUGAGAGUCUGGGACACCGAUUCGGGGACUUGCGUGACUUCUGCAAACACAAAUUCUCAGAUCUGUUCUCUGCGCUGGGCCCAGAAGAAGAAGUGCCUGGUCACAGGUCACGGCCUUCCUGAUCACCAGGUCAGCUGCUGGUCGUGCCCCGUGCUCCCGGCCCUCGGCCCGGUCUACCGGAUGUCAGGUCAUUCUCAACGUGUUCUGCACUUGGCAGUAAACCCUGAGGGCUCUCAGAUUUUCUCUGCUGGAGCAGACCAGCAGUUUCACAUCUGGGACGUGUAAUUACACAACAUGGUGGAACAUGGUGAAUUCUGGAGACCUGUGUAACAUGUGUCUGACCUGGGUCUUCAUUGUGUGGAAGAUUCAUAAUGUCUAUCUCCUGUUCUGAGCUCAUCACAAUGAAAAGUUAACAAACUCCUAUCACUGUAUAAGAUAGCAUCAAAACACUGAAGAUUCUGGGGGCUUGAUUCUCUGUUUUUCAGGUGCAUGUGUUUUUGCACGAGUUCACUUCUCACGGUGAGUGUACGUGUCAUAAGAUGUCGAGACAUGUAUACGGCGACACUUCUCGCUUUCAAGUGUGCAGCCACACUGGACUUCAGACAUGUCAUGCAAAAGUACCUGUGGUGAAGACUUCCUUUGAUUAAAAGAAACAAGACCCCAGUUCAAUGCAGUGUAUUUUGGUUAAAAUGUGCAGACACAGACGUGUCGAAGAGACGCUGCAAAGUGUGAGCGGUCUGUCCCCGCCAACAUCUAAUUAUUGAGCCUCCACCACAAGUUCAACAACACAAAAACACUGUUGAUUCAAUACAGAAGUCAAUGAUACAUUAUCCCUCCAGCAGCACUGUACUUUGCCUAUUCCAAUUAAAACACAAUUUUAUGCUCCAAA
Molecule: messenger RNA, 2201 nt
Organism: Gasterosteus aculeatus aculeatus (three-spined stickleback)
Lineage: Eukaryota; Metazoa; Chordata; Actinopteri; Perciformes; Gasterosteidae
Product: cell division cycle protein 20 homolog B
Biological process (GO): anaphase-promoting complex-dependent catabolic process; positive regulation of ubiquitin protein ligase activity; positive regulation of anaphase-promoting complex-dependent catabolic process
Cellular component (GO): anaphase-promoting complex
Molecular function (GO): ubiquitin ligase activator activity; protein binding; anaphase-promoting complex binding
Source: RefSeq, a predicted model, not a curated record